AUGCACUGGUCGAUUAGAGGCUUAGGCUCAACAGGCUUUGUUUCAUGCACGGAUGGCUUGACGGUCCUUAAAGGCUAUCAAUUAUGGGAGAAUGGGAAACUCUGUGCAUGUCGUGAAACACCGUGUGAAGAUAUCAUUUCUCGAGAAGCAACCAUAUACGAAAUUCUUGGUCAACAUCCACAGAUUCUACGUUUCUUUGGACGAGAAGAGGUGCAUCCAAAUGUGCACUCUCUCCGCUUAGAGCUUGCUCCCCUAGGCAACAUUCGACAAUACAUUGAAGAACAUCAUGACAAACCACCCCCAGAACAUAUCCGUCUUCAUAUGGCUCUCGACACUUCUUUAGGGUUGGAUUAUCUACAUUUAAAAGGGGUGCGACACUCAGAUUUAAGCUGUCGGAAUCUUUUCCUAUUUACCGACUACCGCGUCAAAAUCGGCGACUUUGGGGGAUCUGUCCUCGAAGGUUCUGGUUUUGAAGAAAUUGUCAGUGAGGAAGUUUCUUAUGAAUUACCUCGUCGAGGAAGAGACUUUCAGGAACGACCAGUUAUGAAGAGAGAGCUCUUCGCUUUGGGAUCUGCUAUUUAUGAAAUAAUGGCGUGGAAGAAGCCUUUCUCGGGACUUAGUGAUGACGAAGUAGAGGCAAGGUAUGAUCGUGAGGAAUUUCCCUGCCUUCAUGAGAUUCGAAUCGCUACAGUUAUUCAAAAUUGUUGGGAUGAAAAAUACGAGAACACUGGUCAAAAAGAACGACGACGAAGAAAUCAUCCUAGCAUGCAAAUGACAAAGUCCAGGGAGUAA
Molecule: messenger RNA, 792 nt
Organism: Talaromyces stipitatus ATCC 10500
Lineage: Eukaryota; Fungi; Ascomycota; Eurotiomycetes; Eurotiales; Trichocomaceae
Product: serine-threonine protein kinase, putative
Exons: 2
Coding region: 1-792 (263 amino acids)
Biological process (GO): signal transduction; protein phosphorylation
Cellular component (GO): cytoplasm
Molecular function (GO): protein kinase activity; ATP binding
Source: RefSeq, a predicted model, not a curated record